GAUUAUCUUUGACAAAUAUAUUAUUGCGAAUAUAAUGGCUGACGAUCCGGAUAACUCUGCCCCAUCUGAACCAGAGAAGAUGUUCACCCUCAAAAGGUGGAAUUGUGUAUGUUUUUGGAAUUGGGAUGUGGAAUGCGAUGUCUGUGCCAUUUGUAGGGUUCAAGUAAUGGAUUCUUGUCUUCGAUGUCAGGCGGACAACAAGCGUGAUGUUAUGGGUCGGCAGGAUUGCGUUGUGGUAUGGGGCGAGUGCAACCACUCCUUCCAUCAUUGCUGCAUGAGCCUGUGGGUGAAGCAAAAUAAUCGAUGCCCUCUCUGCCAACAAGAAUGGUCCAUCCAGCGCAUGGGCAAGUGAGCCCUUCUAGCACACUCAUGUCAUUUAGUUUAAAAUUAAAUAAAGAACA
Drosophila bipectinata is the source of this 401-nucleotide messenger RNA. It is a transcript of the gene Roc2, whose product is annotated as Regulator of cullins 2. Gene Ontology annotation, molecular function: cullin family protein binding; ubiquitin protein ligase activity; zinc ion binding. NCBI's taxonomy places the organism in Eukaryota, Metazoa, Arthropoda, Insecta, Diptera, Drosophilidae. Gene Ontology annotation, biological process: ubiquitin-dependent protein catabolic process; protein ubiquitination. The record is from RefSeq and is a predicted model, not a curated record. Gene Ontology annotation, cellular component: nucleus; Cul5-RING ubiquitin ligase complex.